AUGGCGCAGGAAUUGGAGGAUCAUCAUCGGACGAGCCAGACUGGAGGUGCCGGCAGCAACAACACUACAAAUUGCAGCAAGAGCACCGUGGUCGACCUACUAACCCAACAACACGCUGGGGACAGUAACGCAACAAAAGCCGCCAUGGAAGCCCCUACAUCUGCGCGCUCAAAGACCAAUGUCGCAGGAGUCAGCUCGUCCACGCCGCGGGUGAAAGCUCUGCAGUCCAACAUGGCACAGACGUUCGCCGCUGCACAGCGAUUUCAUCAGGCGCAACAGACGACGAGAGAUGCGCCCCGUGCAUCUGAAAACCUUUCGAACAAAUCCUCUACCCCUGAGUUCGAGCGACCCGCCGCCCAGCAAGUCCGCUCGACGACUGAGGGCCCGUCAUUCGCCACGGCGAGCUCAGUCGAUCCGCAAGGCACGCUGCAUGUCGACCAUUUCACGGGCGCACAAGACACUCUACCAGCGCACCAGACGCAAUUCGCCGCGGCGAGCCCGGUCGACCCGCAAGGCACACGGGAUGUCGACCAUUCGACGAUGGGCUCAUCAGAAACGUCACCAGCGCAACUGAAGCUACCCGCCGCGGACAAUUUACCCGUCACACCCGACGUCGACCACUACAGUGAUCGCAUGGUCACCAAACCACCUGUCAUAACUCUGUCGGAUGCAACCAUUCAAUAUCUUCGAAGGAGCGAGAGUUAUCGUAUUGAGAGAUCGCAUCUCAUACACUACACAAGCAAUACCCAUUUAUCUCGUGCAAGUGACGGAAGAGAGCUUAUGGCGAUCCGGGAUGUCUUGCGCAACCGCGCCAGGGUCACCCCAGCCGGCACGAAACGAGAGCAGUAUGAGCAGGUUGCAAACGAGAUCGAUGACAUUCUCGCACGGCUUCCCAGGUGGCAAGACUUCUAUCCACAAGUGCCAGAAUAG
Molecule: messenger RNA, 930 nt
Organism: Lecanosticta acicola
Lineage: Eukaryota; Fungi; Ascomycota; Dothideomycetes; Mycosphaerellales; Mycosphaerellaceae
Source: the annotation of a GenBank genome assembly